Plasmodium yoelii is the source of this 891-nucleotide messenger RNA. RefSeq names its product PIR protein. The record is from RefSeq and is a predicted model, not a curated record. Bases 1 to 891 code for a protein of 296 amino acids. The transcript is spliced from 3 exons. Lineage: Eukaryota; Apicomplexa; Aconoidasida; Haemosporida; Plasmodiidae.
AUGGAUAAGGACGUGUGUAAAAGGUUCAAGAAUGUAAGGGAAUGGGUUCCCGAUCAAUUGUCCAGCAACGGAGAGUAUCAAAUUAAACAUGGUGAAGAUUUCCAAAAGUAUUGUACUAAUGAAUGUAAUAGCUCUCUCGAUAAAAUUAGUGCUGGGUGUUUAUAUUUGCUUAAUGAAUUUUUUCGUGAUUCUUCUACGUUUGAGUUGGUUGCAAAAGAAAACUUCUAUAUUGUUGAAUACAUUUUGAUAUGGUUAAGUUAUAUGUUAAACCUUAUCAAAACUCAAGAAAACGUCAGUAAAGAGCAUUUUUAUAAUACAUAUAUAAUGAAUGGUAGUAAGUAUACUACUAAUAUAAAAUAUAUUGAUGGUUAUAAUGAUUAUAAGGAUCUUAUAGAUACAAAUGAAUAUUUUUUAAAUAUGGAUAUGAGCAUUAUAUCUAAAUUAUAUGAUGCAUUUAAUAUAUUAUGUGAUAUAUAUAAUGAGCUUGAUACAAAUGGCUCAAAUUGCGAGAAAUGUUCCCAAAAAGCUAAUAAAUUUGUUGAAACAUAUAAAAAAAUUAUCAUAGAUCAUAACAUUACUGACGGUAACUCCUAUUUGCAUGUAGUUUUUACUUUAUUCAUAUAUUAUGAUAAUUUAAAAAAAAAAUGUAAAGAUUUCUCAUCCAUUCCAAAUAUAGAAAAUAUAAUUUCUGAAGCUACAUCAAGUUCGUCGAUAGCAAGCAAAUUAAUUCCAAUUUUAUCGAUAUUAGUUGCAAUAGCAAUUUUUUUAGGAAUUUCUUAUAAGUAUUCGUUAUUUGGAUUUCGGAAACGAUUUCAAAAACAAAAAUUAAGAGAAAAGCUAAAAAAUAUAAAGAAGAAAAUGAAUCGUUCAUAUAUGAUUCAAAGAGAGUGA